Molecule: messenger RNA, 1334 nt
Organism: Asparagus officinalis (garden asparagus)
Lineage: Eukaryota; Viridiplantae; Streptophyta; Magnoliopsida; Asparagales; Asparagaceae
Product: UPF0301 protein CT0663
Exons: 3
Coding region: 146-1150 (334 amino acids)
Source: RefSeq, a predicted model, not a curated record
UUCGCCCUCAUCAUUACCAACGCUCUCACAAAAAAGAGGGAAAAAAGCCACCUCAGCUCUCCUCCUCCAUCAGAAGCCCCGCUCCAAGUUCGGAGCUCCGAUAAGAGAUCAAGAGAACGGGAUCCGAGAUCUCACCACCUUCGAUAUGGACGUACUUGCACUCAAUCUCAAGAGCGGAAGCCUCUUUCUCGGGACGAAGUCGGUGAGGGCGCUAGAAGAUGAGAGAAUUAGGGUUUCGGAGGUUGUGGUUCGGAGAGUCUCGUUCGGAUACCGAUCCCUUGUGGUCAAGGCUACGGGAAAGAAGAAGAAUCACGGAAACGACGACCCCUCAGUUCCUGAAGGAGACAGUCCUGAAAGCGUAAAUCCAGCAUCUGACGAAUUGAAAUCUGAUGCUUCUACUCCCAAGUCCCAGCAUCCAUUGCUUGAUUGGCGAGAUUUCAGGGCAAAUCUUGUGAUUCGUAAACAUGAAUUGCUAGAUUCUGCGGAUUCUCCUGAUGGAGCAGUCUCCCACAAGCCACCAUCUCAAAAGCUGGGUCUAAAGUGGGCACACCCUAUUCCCGUCCCUGAACCUGGAUGUGUCCUGGUUGCCACUGAGAGGCUCGAUGGUGUGCGCAGCUUUGAGAGGACUGUUGUGCUUCUCCUUCGAUUAGGAACCCGGGACCCAAGGGAGGGUCCUUUUGGGGUCAUUAUCAACCGUCCUCUCCACAAGAAGAUCAAGCACAUGAACCCCUCCAACACUGAGCUUGCCACUACCUUCUCUGACUGCGCUCUUCACUUUGGUGGCCCUCUUGACACAAGCAUGUUUCUUAUAAAAACCAGUGAGAGUUCCUCUUUACCGGGCUUUGAACAAGUAGUCCCAGGCAUCUGUUUUGGUUCUAGAAAUAGCUUAGACGAAGCUGCUGAACUCGUGAAGAAAGGGAUGCUGAGGGCUGAGGAUUUUAGGUUUUUUGUUGGAUAUGCAGGGUGGCAAUUGGAUCAACUUAAAGAAGAAAUAGCUCAAGAUUAUUGGGUUGUUGCUGCCUGUAGCUCUCAUUUAAUUGGUGGAGGUGCAUCAGUGGAUGAUUCAUCUGGGCUGUGGGAGGAGAUUCUGCAGUUAAUGGGAGGACAGUACUCUGAACUAAGCCGAAAGCCAAAGAAAGAUAGCUCUUGAAUGGGUCCUAAAUUGCUUGUACAGGAAGUUGAGUUUAAUAAGGAAUAAUACUUUGUUUAUUAGAGUCCUAAUCUAACUUAAUUGUAUGUAGCACCUAUUUAUUUUACCUUGAUAAAGAUGUUUUUAGACGGUUCAAUCCUAGUUUUAGUUAAUUGAAUGUAGCAUCCAUCAAUUUUUCCUUCUC